CCGGCAGUGACGUUCGAUUCGUGCGCCGGUGGAACGUUGUGACUGUGUGUGGUUUAGCCCAGCAGUAACAUGCCGGAAAAGCAGAUCAUAUUAGUAAGUGUAACUAUUAAAGGAGGGGACUAAUACAAUUCGUAUAAAUAGACGGUUUGUGCCAGUGGUGGCUAAUCUUGAACUCUCUACUAAGUGGGACUGCUUUCCUUAUCAUACCUAGCCAGCUACAUUAGGUUUAAGGAAGUUAUAUAUACACGAGAUGUAUGUCUGGGCUGUUAAAGUGAUAACAUUAUCUAUUACAUUUCUUCCCAGCAAAUAGUUGUAUUUCUGUACACAAAUAAGUAAUUGCGUAUUGCUUCCUUGCAAGCAAUUUAAAGGGACACUGUAGGCACCCAGAUCACUUCAUCUCAUUAAAGUGGUCUGGGUGCAGUGUCCCUGUCCCUGUUGGUCCUGCAAUGUAAAACAUUGCAGGGGUAAGAUUGCCUCUAGUGGCAGGAGUUUCAGGGAGCAUGACUUUCCAUGCAUGUGCAUUAUUCCCCCCCCAUGCGCCCUCCCCCCCAGCAAUGAAGUGGUCUGGGUGCCAGGUCAUCUAGGGUUAACCCUGCAGCUGUAAACAUAGCAAUUUCAGAGAAACUGCUAUGUUUCCCUGAGGGUUAAUCCAGCCUCUAGUGGCUGUCUCACUGACAGCCACUAGAGGCGCUUCCGCAAUUCUCACUGGAAGACGCUGACGUUUAUAGGAAAGCAUUGAGAAAUGCUUUCCUGUGAACUGAUUGAAUGCGCAUUCCGCGGAUGACGUCGGUAGAGGGAGAUUUCCCCACCGCCGAGGGAGCCUGACAUAAGAGUUUAACUCCUUCCUCCCCCUUCAGCCCGGUGAGAGUGGGACCCUGAAGGUGGGGGGACCUAAAGACCGUAUAGUGCCAGGAAGACGAGUUUGUUCUCCUGGCACUAUAGUGGUACUAUUUCAACCCUUUAUGCACCAGGGGUGGGAGUGAGGGGGGACACUAUAGUGUUAGGAAUAACACUUUGUAUUCCUAACACUAUAGAUUCCCUAUAGAUUUAAUGUGUUACUCCAACACCAUGACCAAUUCUGCUUGGCUUUGUGGCUUUGCAUGACUUUAGAAGUGGUCAUUGUGAUAGGAGGCAGGAUGUACAGUGUUCAGUUUGAAACACUGAACAUCCUGAGCUAUUUUUGAUGGUGGUGUACGCAAGGGACAGAUUCAUGUAAGUAAAGCUCACCUUGGCCUGCCUCUGGCCACCGGACCCUAGUGCUGAUGUCUCUAUCAAGGGUCUUUGCAAAUUAUGCAGAGUCCUCAGACGGUGAAAGAUAUGCUUUAUGUUACUGUUGUUUUGAUUGGUGCUUGGAGUAUCACUUUAAUGUAAAUGUGAGAUGGAGCUUUGUGGCAUUGCUGCUGUUUGAAAUGUUUUUUGAUGGAUGAAAAAGAUUAUGGUAAUUCAUGUUUAUCUUUUUUUAUUUGGCAAUUGGAUGCCAAAUUUAAAAUAUUUCUACUGUUAUUUGUUUAGUUGAAUUAUGACUGUUGAUGCCUUUUACAGGCGUUAAAAAUCUAAAAUGCUGAUUUAAAAUUGUUGCCUAUGUAGGAAUCUAUCAAUGUAUUUCAUUGUUUGCAGCCAUGCGUGACUUACAUUUUUACUUUUUUUAUGCAGGAGGAAGAUGACCUCCAAUAUGAGGAGGAAAUCCUACGCAAUCCGUAUUCAGUCAAGUGCUGGCUACGCUAUAUAGAGUGUAAACUCAGUGGGCCAGCUCAUGCUCUCAAUCUGGUGUAUGAAAGAGCCCUGAAGGAGCUACCAGGAAGGUUAGCUUAAAUAAAAUUAAAAAAAAAUCACUCAGUCUCUGUGACUCUGUCCUCUCAUGGUUUUCUUCUUAUUUCUCCUAACGCUAAUUCAGUGUCUCCUUUUCUAAUGAUACCUCCUGCCCUCGUCUUGUCUCGGUUGGAGUCCCUCAAGGCUCUGUCCUUGGUCCCCUUCUAUUUUCACUUUUUAUACUGCCUCUCUUGGCAAACUUACUACCUCAUUUGGAUUCGACUACCACCUGUACGCUGAUGACGCCCAGAUAUAUCUCUCCCCGCCCGGACCUCUCUCCCACCGUCCUGCAACAUGUCACUGUUUGCCUUUCUUCCAUCUCUGUCUGGAUGACCUCCUGCUUUCUGAAACUCAGUCUCUCUAAAACUGAACUCCUUGUCUUUCCUUCUCCUAAUACUGAUCCUCCUCUUUCGCUCUCCCCUCAAGUUAGUGGUAUCCACAUCAGUCCAUUAUUGCAAGCGCGCUGUCUUGGCGUCAUACUUGAUUCUGGCCUCACAUCCAGUAUGUUGCCAUCUUAAAAACAUAGCUCGCAUCCUCCCAUUUUUUAAGCAAGGUGCUACCAAGGAGCUUGUCCAGGCUCUAGUAAUUUCCUGCAUGGAUUAUUGUAAUCCUCUCCUAAUUGGUCUUCCCAAAAGCCAUAUUGGCCCGCUACAGUCUGUAAUGAAUGCUGCCGCCAGACUGAUUUUCGUCUCUAGUCAGUCCUUUCACGCCUCACCCCUUUGUCAGUCCUUACAUUGGCUUCCUGUAUCCUAUAGGAGUCAAUUCAAAGUGCUAAUCCAUACCUAUAAAGCAUUGAACAAUUCUAGCCCCUCUUAUAUCUCUUCACAGAUCCAUAGGUAUGCCCCUUCUCGGUCUCUCCGCUCUGCCCGUGACCACCUCCUGCCUGCUGCUCGCACCCGUACGGCCAACUUACGCUUUCAGGACUUGUCGCGGGCGGCUCCCUUCCUAUGGAAUAGCCUGCCUACUGCCAUCAGACUCUCCCCUAGUCUUCAAUAGUUUAAGAAGUGCUUUAAAACCCAUCUCUUUAGGAAAGCUUAUGGCCUCCCAGAGUAAUCUCUGCCUCACAUACCUGUCUCUUGCUCUCUCCUAAAGAUUGAUUUCAUGAAACAUCAGGCUGGACAAUGAAGUAACAUGAGCUGUGCUGUCCCAAGUGGCAUGUUCGAUUUAUUUUAAAAAAUAAAUAAAUAAUAGAUAAAUCCUCUGUAUUUUUAAGUAUGUGCUUCUUUACAUAGUUAAUGUUCCUUUUGUAAAAAAAAAAACAAAACAAAAAAAAAACUUCCAAUCAUGAAUCUGUGUAUUAAAAUGGCACUUAGUACUCUUUAAAUGAAUAUCAGCCGCUACCACACUCUAGUGGGUAUCUCCCAAACCCACCUACAAUCACAUGCAAAAAAAUUAGAGAAAUGUUAAUUUCUCUACUUUUUUGAAUGUUCCUUUUUGUAGCUACACGGUGCUCAAGUUGGUUAGAUGCUUGCAUCCAUUCUUUACACGAGAACUGUAUGGAUUCAUCAUAAACAGUUCGUGGUACCUUUUGUGCUACAUUUAUUCUGAUGUCACCAUGCAACUAUAAGAGGCAACACGCUUGAGGAUGCAAAGAAUUUGUGUAGAUGAAAUACUAAUUCUGGGAUUUGUAGGUGUUUAAUCCUUUAUGUCAGCAAUGUUUUCACGUAACUAUAGAGAAGACAAAGUUCUAUACAUUGUAUAUUUAAAAAAAAAAAAAAAACUUUAAAAUAUGGCGCUACAAAUAAUUAAAAUAUACUCUAUUAUAAUAGAAAAGCUGCACCUUAUACUGUGAAAAAAGCUCAAAUCACAUACCUCAACAAUAAAGUGCGCUGUGUGACAAUACUUAAUAUUUAAAGUGCGAAUAUAAAAACAAUGUAUGUAUUCUAAAAUAAUGCUUGAUAACAUGUACAGUGAAAUCUUUAAUAAAGUGCAAUGUGCCAAGACAGACAAUUUUAUGUAAUUCUGUGCAAAUAUUUUUUUAAAAGUGCUACCGCAGUAUGUGCUCCACUCAGUAUAGCACUCAAUUCACAUAAAUAAAAUCCAUAUAUGCUUGCAAAGAUGUCCCAAUGAGGUAUCCCAAAAGAAAUACACUUACAAGAGGAGAGCAGUGAAGUCUGCUCUAACUGUAGUAGCUCCAUUAAGUGCAUGUGCAGGCUUGAGACCGUGAUGCAGAUAAAGAAAUAAUCUAUUAUUAAGACCCUGGUUAAAAUGAUAGCAUAGGUUCCAUUUCUGCAGAUUUCUUCAAAUAAGUGGAUAUUCAUCUAAAAGACAUAGUAAAUGCUUUACCAUAAUAUAUAAAAGAUACCAGAGACAUUAUAAAGAUUUUUAGGUAAUAUAAAAUGGGAAGACUCAUUUACCCAAGUGACAACUAAUGUAUCAUCCUUGUAUACUUCUAUACUACCAUAAACACAAAAUGGCAGAACAUUGAGCAGUGAGACUGCAUGGGCCUGAUCUCUAGACACUAAAAUAGCUUUUUAACCCCCCAAAUUAUUUUUGUUUGUUUGUUUUAACCUCCUCCUGCUAUUUUAUUUCCAUAUUUAGCUACAAGUUGUGGUAUGCCUAUUUAAGACAGCGCAGAAAGCAAGUGAAGAGGAAAUGUAUCACCGAUCCAGCCUACGAAGAAGUAAACAAUUGUCAUGAGAGAGCCCUUGUUUUCAUGCACAAGGUAAAAGCAUUUAAAGUAUUUACAUCUCAAGGGAAUCUGUGCUUUAAUACUUAACUUUGCCCCCUUCCCAUUGUGGUACAACCUUGCUUAGUUUCCAUGAGCUAGAGUCUGCUCUUUAAAACUGUAUUAAUAACUUCUCUUAGAUGCCACGAAUCUGGUUGGACUAUUGCCAGUUCCUUGUCGAUCAGUGUAAAAUCACACGUACUAGAAGAACAUUUGAUCGUGCCCUGCGUGCUCUUCCGAUCACCCAACAUCACCGCAUCUGGCCACUGUACUUACGGUUUGUUCGUGCCUACCAACUUCCUGAGACUGCAGUCAGGGUAUACAGGCGAUAUCUGAAGGUAAGCAUGUGUUGAAACAGUGGGAUCAAUGGGGAAGUUGGUGGUGGUAUGGUAUUGUUAGAAAAUCUUGUUUUAGUUUUUAGCAAUAUUAGUGGUACAAUAGAAACAUGCAAGGUGUUGCUAUUUAGUUUUUGAGAAUAUCUCUUUAUAUUGCCUAUAUCACCUAUAUUUAUACAUAGAGGUUGGUUGAAAGCUAAUUUGCAGAACAGGUGAAAAAUAUUUGCAGGACCAGUUUGUCCACCUGUUAGCCUUCUUUCACAGGGAUGCAUUUGACCGUAUUUUCCUCCUGUAUGUGUGAGAUGCCUAGUCCUUAUAAUUUGGUGUGUUUUAGAUGUAUUAGUAGGAUCAGAAAUGAACCCAUAUUCCCAAAUAUUUUUAAAAACAUUCAGUUUAUACAUGAUAUAAAUUGAGCCACUUCAGUCAAUGUUGCUCAACAAAAGAUACAGUUUUUAUUUAUUUAGAAAAUGGUUGUUUGAAAAGCACAUUAUUUGAGGGAAUUGUGAAGAACAAACUAUGAAAUUGCAUUAUUCCCCCAAACAUUUUAUUUGAAAGUUAGCAAAUUAGCAGCAAUAGAAAGGGUGUCGAAGUUACAUAUCUGAGCACCCCAAGUGACAAAUUUAGAUUUAAUUUAUGGGUCACUGUAACUAAAUUUGAAAGUCUUCAUUUUUAUCUUAUUUUAUAUUGGCUAUUUUUAAACUAAAAUGUCCAUGCCUAUUCUCAACAUUUUCCAGCUUAGUGAAUUAAUUUCAUAUCGAUGAAAGGAAAUGAGUAAAAACCUUGUCUGUGGGUGAGCUUUUAACUUAUAUGUAACAUUUUUCCCUUGUCACAGCUCUCGCCAGAAAAUGCGGAGGAGUAUAUAGAAUACCUGCGGUCGGUUGACAGGCUGGAUGAGGCGGCCUCCAGGUUGGCAUCUAUUGUCAACCAGGAUGGCUUUGUAUCAAAGGAAGGCAAAUCAAAUUAUCAGGUACAGUGUGACGGGAAAGGAUGGGGCACCUACUGGGGAGGAGUGGUGACAGACUCAGCAGAGGAAGACAACUUUAUGUAGUAAGGCUUGGUAAACUAGUAUGCAAAAAGUGUUUGUGAAACUAAUGCAUCGAAUGAACAGCAAGAUCUGCCAAAUGUUAAUAAAAAGGAUUAUGUAUAUGUAUAAAAUAAUUAAAAUUGGUUUAUAUUUUGCUUUACAUAUUGCAGCAUCUAGAGCAGAAUAGAUAAUUGGUAAAUAAAUGUGUUCCUUGUUCUUGUUCCUUGUAGCUGUGGCAAGAACUGUGCACGCUGCUUUCUCAGAAUCCGGGUUCAAUCCGUUCCCUGGACUCUGCAGCCAUUAUCCGAGGUGGACUCACCCGUUUUACUGACCAAAGGGGCAAGCUGUGGUGUGCUCUUGCUGAAUAUCACACUCGAAGUGGGCAUUUUGAAAAGGUAAUGUAUGUUAAUUUAAUGUAAAGGAAUAUUAAUGCUUCAGUUUAUAUGAAAGAACAUUCAGGGCUUAAACUGCAAUGUGUAUUGCGCAAGGCAUACAUUUUUUUUGUGUUUUUAUUUGUCCUAGGAGUUCUGCACCUUACAGCAGACAGGAAGUUUCAAUCUUCUGCGGCCUUUCUGGUCACUGUCCUGAUUUAAAUUCCGACUGUUUUUUAUGAUUGACUUAUAUUACCAAGCAGGGUGUCAGAAAUACACCGAAUUCAUGUAAGAUAGGUCUUUGGUCCCCACCCCCUCCCUAUUUUCAUGAACCUUUUUUCCACAAUAUAGGGGUUUUAGUAGUAAAACUUAUAGCAGUCAGAUACCAUAAAUUUUACACCAACAUUUGAAUUUUGUAUUUGUGAUAUGUAACGUAAAUUCCAUUUAUAAUGAGGCAUUUUUGACCCCUUAACCCCUUAAGGGCCGAGGACGGUUCAGGACCGUCAUCGGCAUUUUUGCAUUGCCGACCGAUGACGGUCCUGAACCGUCCUGACGGUCCUGAACCGUCCUAACGGUCAGAGCUACUUACCUGAUCGCCGUCGUUCCCCCGGCGGCGAGCAGCGUGGCUCCGGUUGUGGGGAGACUGCCUGCAGCCCAGAUAGUCUCCCCACGGCAGAUUAGGACCCCUGUGGCCAUGUGAUCGCUUAACACAGCGAUCACAUGGUCACAAUAGGUGUCCAUGUGUCUGCCUGCAGGGGGACUGUCUGUGCUGACAGGCAGUCUCCCUGCAUGUGUAAAAUCAAAAAAAAAAAUAAAGUUAAUGUUAAUAAAAAAUAAAUAAAUAAUUAUAUAUGUGUAUAUAUGAUAUAUAGACAUAUAUUAUAUCUAUAUAAUAUAUGUCUAUAUAUCAUAUAUAUAUAUAUAUAUGUCAUACUAAGUGUAUUUUUAUAUUAAUAUGUACUUAUAUUAAUAUAAAAAUACACUUAAAAUUAAAUUACACACGUAUAUAUAUAAUAUAUAUAAUAACUAUAUAUAUUGUGUAUAUAUAUAUUAUUAUAAAAUAUAAAUAAUAAGUAAUUUAAAUUAAAUAAAAAUUUUUUAAAUAAUAAUAAAAAAUUAAAAAAAAAUUAUAUAGCUAUAUGAAAUUUUAUUCUAACUGUAUUUUAAAAUUAAUAUAUAUAUAUUUAUAUCAAAAUACACUUAGAAUGAAUUUGUAUAUAUAUCUAUGUAUAUAAAAAUAAAUAAAAAUAAGAAAUAUACAUACGUCCAUAUACAAAAUUACAUAAAUAAUUAUAUAAAUAUACAUGUAGACUUCAAAUAUAUAAAUAUGCAUAUAUAUUUAAAUUCUACGUGCAUAUUUAUGUAAUAUUUUUACAUAAUUCAGUAAUUUUAUUGAUUGCAAUUUGAGGGACCUGCUUGCCAACCCAGGCCGAAAUUCCAGAGAAUUUAAUUUGCUAGCAUUGUAUUUUACCCUGUAAUGUUCUACGACACCCUAAAACCUGUACAUGGGGGGUACUGUUUUACUCGGGAGACUUCGCUGAACACAAAUAUUAGUGAUUCAAAACAGUAAAACAUAUCACAGCGAUGAUAUUGUCAGUGAAAGUUACUUUUUUUGCAUUUUUCACACACAAACAGCACUUUUACUGAUGAUAUAAUUGUUGUGAUACGUUUUCCAGUUUUUAAACACUACUAUUUGUGUUCAGCGAUGUCUCCCGAGUAAAACAGUACCCCCCAUGUACAGGUUUUAUAGCAUUUUUGAAAGUUACAAGGUCAAAUAUAUGGGUCAAAUAUUUUUACAUUGAAAAUGGCCAGGUUGGUUACGUUGCCUUUGAGAGCGUAUGGUAGCCCAGGAAUGAGAAUUACCCCCAUGAUGGCAUACCAUUUGCAAAAGAAGACAACCCAAGGUAUUGCAAAUGGGGUAUGUCCAGUCUUUUUUAGUAACCACUUGGUCACAAACACUGGCCAAAAUUAGCGUUCAAUUUAGUUUUUUUACUUUUUUCACACACAAACAAAUAUGAAUGCUUACUUUGGCCAGUGUUUUCGACUAAGUGGCUACUAAAAAAGACUGGACAUACCCCAUAUUGAAUACCCUGGGUUGUCUACUUUAAAAAAAAUAUGUACAUGUGGGGUGUUAUUCAGAGAUUUAUGACAGAUAAUAGUGUUACAAUGUCACUAUUGAUAAAUUUUAAAAAUGUAUGUUUUGAAACCGCAAUAUCCUACUUGUACCUAUAGCCCUAUAACAUGCAAAAAAAAGCAAAAAAGCACGUAAACACUAGGUAUUUUUAAACUCAGGACAAAAUUUUGAAUCUAUUUAGCAGUUUUUUUCAUUCGCUUUUGUAGAUGAGUAAAAGAUUUUUCAAGUAAAAGUCAAAAAACAUGUAUUUUUUUCAAUUUUUCAUCAGAUUUUUGUAUUUUUUUUAAAUUAAAAUACAUGAGAUUAUAUAAAUAAUGGUAUGUAAAGAAAGCCCCUUUUGUCCUGAAAAAAACAAUAUAUAAUUUGUAUGGGAACAGUAAAUGAGAAAGCAGAAAAUUACAGCCAAACACAAACACCACAAAAGUGUAAAAAUAUGCCUGGUCGCAAAUGUACAACAUCGCAAAAACAGUCCAGUCCUUAAGGGGUUAAACUUUUCCUCUAGAUUGGCCAUACCAAAUAGGUUACGCCAUCACUGAAUUCCACAUUAAUUUUAGUGGUUUUGUUUUUUUUUCCCCUUGCCUUAAUUCUUCUGCAGUGACCUGGUAGGAGGGGGUUUGUUUGGUUUAGUUGUUAUUAUACAAUAAAGUAUAACAGAUUAUGGCACUCAUGGAAAAUUAUUUUCUGUAGGCUCGUGAUGUCUACGAGGAAGCUAUUCAAACAGUUACUACAGUUCGAGAUUUCACGCAAGUGUUUGACAGCUAUGCUCAGUUUGAGGAAAGUGUCAUUGCAGCCAAAAUGGAGACAGAUAGCGAGAUGGGGCGAGAGGAAGAGGGUGAGAAACAUUCUGCUAGUGUUAUUUAUUCCUCUACCUUUUAUGUUGUACUUUGUCAAUCAUUCUUCCUUUUUUCUCUGGUCAGAUGACCUUGAUCUAGAGUUGCGAUUGGCUCGGUUUGAGCAGCUGAUAGAGCGUCGGCCUCUGUUACUAAAUGGAGUAUUACUGCGGCAGAAUCCACACAAUGUCCAUGAAUGGCACAAAAGGGUACAGCUGUAUCAAGGCAAACCACAUGAGGUAUAUGUUCUUAAAUUAUUACUUUGUCAUAGACUACUUCCUUUAGUAUUAUUGUUAAAGGCCUUAAAUAAACAAUUUUAGGCAUUGUUUUAUUUAUUUUCAUAAUUUACAUUGAGUACUAAAAUGCUCAUACUUAACUCUAAAAAAUAUUUUCAGCCCUCCUAGUGUAAGAUUUUCUGUGUGAAUAACUAUUAGGCAUUACUAUUACUUUUUGUACUUUGUGUAAUAUUUAGAUUUUCUGUUUGCUUCACUUCUCUUGAGAUGAUGUAGAAUUUCUCAUAGAUUUGUUGUUUGUUGUAAUUUAUGAAUAUAAAACAAAUUUGUCAGGGUUUUUUGUUUGUUUUUUUUACUGUGUGACAGAAGGAGCAUUGUAGUUUUAAGCACUGUCAAGAGUUGUUAAUUUGUGUUCCCGUUAGAUUAUAAACACAUACACUGAGGCUGUUCAGACUGUGGAUCCAGCAAAAGCAACAGGAAAACCCCAUACACUGUGGGUGGCGUUUGCAAAGUUCUAUGAGGACAAUGGACAGAUAGAUGAUGUGAGUUUGUUUUGGCUGUUACAUAUUUUUGGUUUCUCUUUCAUUUAAAACUAGAGAAAUGAUCCUGUUGUUGAAAUAUAACCGUGCAACAAUAAUUUAUGAUUAUCAAGAGUUUGUCCCUGUAAUAAAGCCUACGUAUGUAAACACAUAAUGUCACCACAAAUUAUCAUUCCACCAUCCUAUGGUACUUUUAAAUUGGCAUCUACGUUUGGAAUUAUGUUAUACUCUUUCUAAUUAUAUUAUAAAAAAAAAAAAAAAUAUGGAGUAAAAAAAUGUUUAUUAAAGGAACACUCCAACCCCUAUAACAUCUUCAUCUCAAUUAAAUAAUUAUGUGAGCUGGUGGUCCUUUUGCUUUCUUAACUUAUUACCCAUACCCUCCAUUAUCCUACCAGCGCCUGUCUGCUCUACCCACUUGUCUGCUCCAGCACUGAGACUGAUAUGGAAGGUUUUCUCUUCCCAUUGGGUGCUGCUGAUAGACUGAGAUGACCUUUGUAAGGGGGUCUGGAGUGUUUCUUUAACUUAUGAACUUUUGGGGGGGGCAUAUUGUUUAUUUUGUAUCAGGCACAUUCCAAUUUGUUUUGAAUAUUUUUAUUUUUAAGCAUAUUAGGAAUUUAGGCAUCAAACUGAUUUAUAACAAGGCAAUUGAUUGCCCACGCAGGGGCUGCAACAUUAAUAUAACACAGUAUUCCUUCGGUUGCCUGCGCAAAGCGGGUUUGUUUUAAAUGCUUCUUUUGUAAUUGGCAUUGCAGAUACAAGCAGGUAGUCAUUCAUGUUUCAUGGGAAGCUCAUGGUUGCCUGCGCAGAGGCGUUACAGAUAAAACGUGCAGGUACAUUAGGAACUAGGGUUUGCAACAGAUACUAGCUCUAGGAAUCCACAUGACUUCGUUCAGGUUGUGGGCUUAGAUUAUUUUUACAUUUGUCUUGUUGUUUGUCAUCUAGCUGUGUGUUGCUAAGGGUAGACAGGUAAACGGAGUCGUUACCAGAGAGGUAUGGUGGUGAUGGUGUGAAGGUCUAAGGCUAGUCUUGGGGCGUGAUUUCCCAUUUCCCUUAGGGGCUUUGGUGGGAAUUCAGCUUGUGUGUCUGUAGAUGGUGCGUUGUUUGUGUUUUGUCUCUGUGCAUGGGGCGUGAACCGUGCGCCUAGGUGGUGAUUGUCGUCAUUGUUUUAGGUUGUCCGGGUGGUCGUUAUGGUGCCCGAGGCCCUUUGUGGCUGCGUUGUUUGUGUUUUGUGUUGGUGGUUUAGGGAGGCAGUUGUUGUCUAACCUAUGUCUCUGAUGGCUGCGAAACCCGUGUAUGUAUGUGUACGUGUGAUUAUGCUCCUUGUGGGCUGUGUCUCGGAUCGCUGCCUUCUGGUGCUUAUUGUCGCCUGCAUUUGCGUUUGGGUUGCCUGUGGAGGUAUAUGGCUCGUGUGGGCUGGUCGUAGGGUGCAGUGGUGCCCCCUCCUCUGUGGUAGUGUGUGGUCGUGGAGUCAUGUCUUCAUGCGGUGGUGGGGGGUGGGUCUGAGUCUCGGAUGAGGCAGGUCCGUGGGUAACUGCCUGUUGCCCUGGGGGCUGUGGCCCUACGGGGUCCGGUCCGCAGUAUGGUUCUAGUUGCCUCCUGUCAGUGGGUGAGUGGUGCGAGGUCGGAACCCGCUAGGGGGGGGUGGGAGGGGUGUGGUUGAGGGUGACCCGCCUUCAUGUCGCCCCAGGUGCAGGCCCCCGGAUGCCUCGUGGUUGCGUAUCCCAGGUUUCAAGGUGGGUUCAGGUAUUGUAGUAAUUCAUCUGUGGCAAUGUGUCUUAUCCAGUGGAGCCAUCUAGUCAUUUGCUUUUCUUUCGCCGCUGCCGUGGUAGCUUUCAGGUCCUCGAAUUUUCUUAUGUCUUCCACCUCCUCCACCCAGUGUCUGAGUGGGGGGGCACGUGAUUGUUUCCAGUAUAUGGGGAUAGUCGUUUUCGCCGCAUUGAGCAGGCGUGGCACCACUGAUUUUUUUUAUACGUCGGAGUGGGCAUUGUCGUGUGGUGUAGUAGGAAGAAGGCUGGUGACAUGGGUGGGAUGUCAUCCGUCACUGUGUGGAUGACUUGUCGUAUCGCUUCCCAGAACGGCUGGAUGAGGGUGCAGCCCCACCAGAUGUGGAGGAAUGUUCCGUCCUCCUCUCCGCAUCGCCAGCACGUGGCCGGUAUUGAGUUGUGGCGUGCAUGGAGAGUGGUGGGGGUGAUAUACCACCUGGUGAGGAUUUUGUAUGAGUUUUCCUGAUGUCUAGCUGAGCUCGGGGUCUUUUGAACGUGCCAGAUGAUUUUGUCCCAGUCCGCGUCGUUGAGUUCUUCUUCUAGAUCCUCUUCCCAUCGUCUGAUGCAUGGGGGGGCCAAGAGAUAUCUGUUCGUUACUAGGAAUUUGUAUAUCAGGGAGAUUGCUCUCGGUGGGGCUUUGUCCUGUCUGCACAGGGUCUCAAACUCUGUGCAAUCUCUUGUCAAGUAUGGGCGCUGGGGGAUGGAGUGUGCAUAGUGGGACAUUUGUUCCCUCGCCAGCUUGUGAGCGAAUGUGUGUCUCUGGUCCGGGAAGAUGGCCUCUAGCGGCCUGAUUGUGAAUGGGGGUGAAAUGAUAUCCACCAUUCGGAGAGUCGUGUUGCCGGUUACUGGGCGCGCAUUUGGGCCCAUGCCGCCCGCCGGGAAGUCCGGGUUGCCUUUUAAGGGAAGUAGCGGGCCGGGGUUGGUCGUAAGAUAGUGUUUGGGGCCAGCCUGGUGCCAGAUGCGUAGGGUGGCUUUCACGAAUGGGUUGGCGUGCGGUAGUUGUUUGGUGGCUUCUUUCAUGAUCCAUGGGAGGGUCGUGAGGUCGCAUUUGGUGGCAUCUGCCUCCAGGUGUACCCAGGGUUUGUCCCUGGUCUUUACUGACCAGUUGAUUAUUCGAGUGAGGUGUGUCGCUAGGUGGUAUUUCCGCAGGUCUGGGAGAGCCAGGCCCCCUUUGAGUUUGGGGAGGGUUAGCUGAGUGUGGGCGAUUCGGGGGGGCUUCCCUUUCCAAAUGAAAUUACGGAUUAUGGCUUGGGCGGUGGUGAAGAAUGACUUUGGCGCCUCUAUGGGUACCGUUUGGAAGAUAAAUAGGAACCUGGGUAGCAGGGUCAUUUUUACCGCGUUUAUACGUCCCAGCCAAGAGAUGUAUGUUGUACUCCAUGCUUGGAGUUCGGCCUGUGCUGUUCGCAGAAGCGGUAGGUAAUUGUGAGAGUAGAGGUCCGUUGUGUCUUGCGUGAGCCAUAUCCCCAGGUAUCUCAUCUUGGUCGUGCACCAUCGGUAUGGAAAGCGUUGCCGAAGUUCGAGUUGUUGCGGGUAUCGGAUUGUUAGGCCUAGAAUUUCCGAUUUGGUGUCGUUGAUGCGCAUGUUGGAUAUCCUGCCAUAGGUCUCAAAUUCCUGUUUGAUUUCCUGUAGUGAUCUGGUGGGUUCUUGGACUAGGAAAAGAAGAUCGUCCGCAUAGGCCAACACUUUGUGGUGCGUUUGGCCUAUUUGCAAUCCGUGGAUCUCCUCGUUGCUGCGGAUUUUGUUGAGGAAGGGUUCUAGGGUGAGUGCAAAUAGUAUGGGUGACAUGGGGCAGCCCUGGCGCAUCCCGUUCCCAAUUUGGAACGGGUCUGUGAGUGCUCCGUUGAUUCUGAGCCGCGCCGUCGGGGUGGUAUAUAGCGCUUCCACCCAUUGAAUGUAUCCUGGUCCAAUGCCUAUGGUCCGGAGGGUCUCGAACAUAAAGUUCCAGUCCACCCGAUCAAAGGCCUUUUCGGCAUCUGUCGACAGGAGUAGGGAUGGCCGUGCGGAUUGUGAUGCUACGGAGAUCAGGUUCAGCGCCCGUAUGGUGCUGUCCCUGACCUCUCUGCCUGGGAUGAAACCCGUCUGAUCAGGAUGUAUCAGGUCUGGUAGGAGAGGUGCCAGGCGGUUGGCCAGCACACUGGCGAUUAGCUUGAUAUCGACAUCGAGGACAGAGAUCUGACGAUAGCUCUGGCAGGAAGUUGGGUCUUUGCCGUCUUUUGGGAGGAGCGUGAUGUUUGCUGCCGCGAAAUGGGCCGAGGGCGUCGCCCCGUCGCGGAUUGAGUUCAGGGCCUUAUGCAGUUUCGGGAGGAGUUCGGACUGAAAGGUCUUAUAAUAUUGUAACGGCAGACCGUCUGGUCCUGGCGACUUGCCCGUCUGCGCUUUUUUGAUGGCAAUCGAGAUUUCCUCUGGGGCAAUGGGUGCGUCCAAUAGUUCGCGGUCAGGGUCCGUUAGUUGGCGUAGUCCUGCUGAUGCCAGGUAUGUGUGAAUGGUAUUGAGGCCGCGGGUUUCUGCGGCGUCUCGUGCCUCUUUCUGUAUGUUGUAUAGGUCUCGGUAGUAGUUAAGGAACGUGGUGGAGAUCUGGUCUGGGAGGUGAUGCAUCCGCUGGGACGAGUCUUUAAUUUUGCUAAUGUAGAGAUGCGUCCUACGGCGCUUCAAUAGAUUUGCGAGUAGUCUGCUGCAUUUAUUCCCGUGUUCGUGUACUAGAUGUCGGAAGUGCUGAAAGGACCGUUGGAUGGUGCGGUUCAUAUGCUCAGCUAGCUGGGAGCGUUUAUGGAGAAGAUCCCUAUAGGUUGUGGCGUCCAAUGUCCGUUUGUGUUGGUUCUCCAGAAGGGCUAUGUCCGUGCUGAGGUCCGUUACUGUUUUCGCGUGUGCCUUCUUCCGUGCCGAGCAGUGUGCAAUAAAGUGACCUCGUAUGACCGCCUUGUGUGCCUCCCAGCAUGUUAGGGGUGUUGUGUCCUCGGUUUCGUUGGUGUUGAAGUAGUCCUGGAGGACCUGCGUGGUCCUCGUCACCAGGGUGGGGUCCGUUAAGAUGGACUCAUUGAGUCUCCAGGAAACUUGACGAGGUCUGAAUAGUGGGGACGUGAGCCGUAUGCGGACUGGGUUAUGGUCCGACCAGGUCAUCGGUAGAAUUUCUGCCUUUACCAGGAGGGGUAGGCUGUGGUAGGGUAGGAGGAAGUAGUCCAGUCUCGAGUAUGUGUCAUGCGUCGUGGAAUAGAAUGUGUAGUCUCGUAGUUCAGGAUUCAGCGCCCUCCAGCAGUCUGUAAGUUGAUGGUGUUGGAGUAGUUGGAGCGUUCUUGCGUGCCUGCCGGGUGGUGUCAAUGCGUGUGUCGCUGAGGUGUCUCGAUCGUGUAGGGGGAGGUUAAGGUCUCCUCCUAUAAUCAGCGUGCCCUCGGCGAACCUCAUCAGAGCUAUCAUGACCCUGCGGAGAAAGUGGUAUUGUUUCGUGUUUGGGGAAUAUAUGUUCGCGAAGGUGUAUUUCUGGUCAUGGAUGGUGCCUUUUGUGAAGAUGUACCUCCCGGAUGUGCAUCGGAGCGUGUCUUGUUCAAUGUAUGGGGUCCAUCUGGAGAAUAGGAUGCCCACUCCCAGCGUGCGGCGCUGUGGAUUAUUGCUGAAGUAUCCCACUGGGAAGUUGCGGUCCUGGAGUGAUGGUGCUCGGAGGCUUUGAAAGUGGGUCUCCUGGAUGUAUGCUACCGACGCUCCGUACCGUUUCAAGUCCCUGAGAAGCUUGGUACGCUUUUCACGGAUGUUGAGUCCAUGAACGUUAUACGUAACAACGCUCAGGUCCUGUCUGACGUGGUGGGCCCGUCCCGGGGCCUGCCGACCCGGGGCGGCUGCCAUAUGGCGGGGGGUGGUGGGUAGUGGAAAGGUGUGGGUAAGGGGUAGCGGGUGCUUGGUGGGUUUGUCUGUGAGUUUGUCCUAUGCCUCUCUUGGUGUGCUCUCCGUUAAGGUUGGGGGUGUGGACAGGUAUCCGGACGGUGCGUCCCUGGGUUCCCGUGUUCUGGGUGCCCGGGGUUACCUCCGAAGUAUGGUACCCCUCUAGCGUAGGGGUAAGUUUUGUCCUAUGCCCUCUGGGGGUGAGUCGAAGGCCGUUUCGCCUCCGGCCCUAGCUGUCUGGAUUGUCUCCUGUGCCCGCUCGGCACGGGUCGGGUCUGUAUGCCCCGUCUGAGUGGUGUGGCCGUGGGUAGUGGGCUAGACAGUGGUUGUGGCUCGUGGUGGUCUCAAUGAGUGAUUCGUGGCUGCACCCUUCUGUGUGCAUUUUUUUUUUGUUUGUUUGUUAUUACAGUUAGUGUAUUUUUCAGCAAGGUGGCAUGGUUGGUGGGCUUCCUGCAGUUGUAUGGGUUUGGUGCCUGAUUCACCAUCUACUUAUAUGUUCCAGGUGUGGCGGGAACGGUGCGUGGGUACCUAGUGGUCCGCGUGACGGGUGGCUACGUGUGGUUUCUGGGGGUGGUGGGCUAGCGCUGUGGGGUGCCCCCCUAUGGCUAUUCCCCUCAUUAGGGCUAGUCCCUGGACUGCAGCAUGCGUGCUUUGCUUGGGGUCUAGAGUUAAUGGAGUUAGGUGUUGUUGGGUCCGGUUUGGAGGUGUGUGGGGGGUGGUCUCACUUUUACCCGUCUCCCCUCCCUGCUCCUGUUGCUUUAGGGUUGGCUUUGCGAGGUGGGGUUGUAGUUCCCAUGACUUUUUUUUUUUUUUGUAUUAUUUAAAUUAUAUAGAUUAAUAUAAACAAGGUAGCAUUAUGAUUUUCCUCCCCCUCCCCUCCUGUCUUGCUCCUCCUCAUUCCCUCCACCCUCCCUCUCCACAUGUGUUUGUUCCUUCUCCCUUUCCCCCCCUCUCCCGGAUGGUUCUUGUUCCCCGUCUCUCCUUGUGUCCUGCCCCUUCCUCUACCCCGUGUCUCCCCAUGCUCUCUCGCCUUCUCGUCUAGAAUCUCCUCCCCUGCUCUAUCUCCCCUCCUACGCUGUGGUGUGCCAAUGCCUCCCCCCGUCCCUCUAGUUUUCCCCCCCUCACCCUGUGUUCUAGGUAUGCAGUGUUGUGUCCCAGCUGUUCUUGUGUACUGCGUGUUGUCCUAGAGUGUCAAUAAGGCCGCUAUUGCUGUGUGUGUAUCCGUUGUAUUCGUGUGCAUAGUUCGACCCUCUCCCUGUGUCCCUCCGGAUACCCCUGUCAGUGGUUCCCUUACUUCCCCUUGGUCUGAUCCCCUUCUCCCUUACUGCCGUGGAGCGUGGCUCUCCCUUGUGGGAGUGGAGUUCGUGUCUCUAGUCUCUGUGCCCUGAAAGUGUCCGGAUCCAAUCGAGGAGUUCGUAGUGCGACUUACGAGUGUCCUGGUGUGGUCCCGGUUCCCAUUCCCCCACCCAAACAAUGUCCUCCCCCCCCCGUCUCCCGCUCCACCAGGCCGGGGGAUGUUCGUGGGGCCAUCGACCCCCGGUUGCAGCGUCUCGCUGCUGGGGCGGCGGCCAGGUUUUUGCCCAUGCUGUUCAUGCCUUUUCCCCUCCCGCAGUGUGGGUAGCCCCCCUUGCGCCUCUGCGCCCCCCGUGGAGAAGUAGCCAAUGUCCCCCGAUCAUCUAUAGUGCCCUUACUCACUGUUGUGCGGUGUGUUGUCUGCACCGUUCCUCCGUCCUGGCUGUGUUCGUAUUGCGGCUGCUAUUCUUCGGGUCUGGCCGGGCCAGGGCGUCCCGAGGGUCUGCGCUGAUCACUACUUGCUAGCCUGGCAGGCGGUGGCGGUGGAGGGCCCGCUGCUUGCUGUAUGAAGUGGUGGGUCAGCCAAUUCUGGACUCUGGUGGGCGGGAGUCCCAGUGCCCGUUGAAAUCCCUGGACAUCCGCCGGUGCCUUGAUGGUGUGUAGCUCUUGUCCCCUGCGUGCGGAGAGGGAGAAGGGGUACCCCCAGCGGUACUGGAUACCCGCUGCCUGGAGUGCUGCUGUUACUGGUCUGAGGUUCUUCCUGGCUUGCAGUGUGUAGCGGGAGAGGUCUUGGAAGAUCGUCACUUCUUGAUCUUCCAGCCUGAUGCGGCCCAUUCGGCGGGCGUUGCGGAGAAUAUCCUCUUUGAGGAUAAAAUUAUCCAGGCAGCAGAUGAUGUCACGUGGUUGUUCCCCCGGUGCUGGUGGUGCGCGGAGUGCGCGGUGGGCUCGUACAAGGCCUAUUCUGGGUUGUUGUCCCCCCAGGGCUAGGCUGAAGAUUGUGCGGAGGAUCUCUGGGAUGUUUUCAUUGGGACCCCUUUCUCUGACCCCACGCACCUGAGGUUCAUUCUGCGACUCCUGUUGUCUAAGUCGUCGACCCAUGUUGUGAUAUGGGUCAGGCUCGAUUCGCAGCCUGUGAUCGUGGAGACCGCAGCAUCAGUGUCUUCGCGGAGAGCCCGUGUGUCUGCUUCUGUUACUGUCAGCCUGGCGUCCAUGUUGGCAAUAUCAGCCUUCACCUGGGACAGCUCACUGCGGAUCACCUGGCUGAGGCGGUCUGACAGCGCCUCUAGGUCUGCCUUCGUGAGUAGGGUGGGUAAGAUGGCCCUGAAGUCACUCUCCAGCGCCCCCUGGGUGUCAGGUGGGUCUGAUGGUGUCGGGGAGAAUUGCGCGGGAGUUCCCGGGGGUGAGUCCGCGGUCGGGCCUGGUGUCAGAUCGAGGUCCCGCGGCGUGGUGAGAUAGGAGCGGAUGGAGUGCUCCGCCCCGGUCCCCGAUGGUCUGGGGGUGCCGGGGGGGUCUGUCUGCUUCCUAGUGCGCCCCAUGCUCGGUGAUGGAUGCGGGAGGUGCGCCGGUAGUUGCGUUUGAUUGUUGCGACCACGGGGAGCUGGUGAGUUAAGCGGCCAUCUUCUUCGGCUGCUAGGCACGCCCCCCCCACAUUCCAAUUUGUAUUUACUGAAAUGUAUGCAGCCAAUCCGCACAACCCAACAGAAAGGAGACGUCCUGAUUGGUUGCUGAUAAUUACAUGGCCUAUAGGUUUAUUCGUGAAAAUAUGUUUUCAUCUCACAAAGCUGCUCUGUUAGGGAAUAUUGAGUAACUUACCUCAAAGUGGAGGUUGACAGUUUCCCAAAAACACGCUCCAUGUCUGCACCUCACAUUGCGUCUGUCAGACAAACAAUAAGUAAAGCUAAAUUACUCUGCUAUAUUAUCAGUCUCAAUAAGAUAAAUCCUAAAAGACUGCGACACUAGUUUUAAGAUUUUGCAGCACAAACACUGACUGACUGUUAAAGUUUGCAGAGCUGUAUAGAAAUAUUUUGGGAAUUGACAGACUGGAGAUGUUUUAUCAUUCAAAACCUGAUGUAAUCCUUACUCGAUUGCUUAUCUUUUAGAUUUAUGCAUUCAAGGCCUUCCAUAAAAUUUCAAUAAAGUAAAUUUGUUUUGGGUAUUUUUUUCCUCACUCUCUCUCUUCCUUCAUUAGGCAAGAGCAAUCCUGCAGAGAGCCACCCAGGUAAAGUACACACAUGUAGAUGACCUGGCUUCAGUCUGGUGCCAGUUUGGAGAAAUGGAGUUGAGACAUGAGAAUUAUGAUCAAGCCCUCCGCAUAUUAAGGGUGAGUCUCAGAGAAGUGUUACGUAUUGCUGGAAAAGUGAGAUUUAUUGUUGUUUACAUUAUAAAUCACCAUUUUUUUUUAUUGGGGAGAUAACGGAGGUAAUGCUGGGAAAAGUACUAGAUUUAGAGUGAUGUAAUUUAUAUAAUUCUUUAUUUUUGAAGUGUAUAGAUAGACAUUGACAUAUCAAGAGUAAAUGCGACAGUCAUUGCAUAUAUUAUUAUUAUUAUUUUUAUUAUUAUUGCCAUUUAUAUAGCGCCAACAGAUUCCGUAGCGCUUUACAAUAUUAUUCGAGGGGGGAUUUAACUAUAAGUAGGACAAUUACAAGAAAACUUAGAGGAAGGUAGGUUGAAGAGGACCCUGCUGAAACAAACUUAGAGUCUAUAGGAGUUGGGGUGUAAAACACAUUAGGACAGGAAAAAAGCAGUCCAAUAAGGUGGGAGUGAAGCAGAGCUGGAGGAGAGAGUAGAGUGCUGCCCUUUAAGAGAGAGCAAGAGACAGAUAUGUGACGUAGAGGUUAGUCUGGGAAGCUAUAGGCUUUCCUAAAUAAAUUAGUUUUUAGGCACUUCUUAAACGAUUGAAGAGUAGGGGAGAGUCUGAUGGCCGUAGGCAGGCUAUUCCAUAGGAAGGGAGCUGCCCGCGAGAAGUCCCGCAAGCGCGAGUUGGCCGUACAGGUGCGAGCAGCGGACAGGAGAAGGGGCAGAGCUGAGAGACCGAGAAGGGGCAUACCUAUGGAUCUGUGAGGAGAUCUAAGAGGAGCUAAGAUUAUUCACUGCUUUAUAGGUAUGGGUUAGCACUUUGAAUUGACUCCUGUAGUAUACAGGGAGCCAGUGUAAGGACAUAUAUCAGACCAGACAUGUAAAGAGAUUUGAACUUUUUUUUUUUUUUUUUUGGAGAGAGUGUUUUGCAGUGCAUAGGUACAGACAGUGGCAAUGACAUAUGAUGUAAAAACAGAUCAAGAGAAAAACAGGCAUAUAGCUAAAGCUUAAAGUCAUGCUAAAUUGCACAAUUUUAAAGUAAGAAUAAGAGGAUUCAUGCUGGGCAUACAUGUCUAGUUACUAUUUAAACUCAAGAUAUGAAUUCUUAUGAAAAAAUAAACCGUAAGAUAUGUAGCUGAUUAGCUGAUGGGAUUAUAAAAGACAAUUGUGCUAUCCAGCUUGAAAACACAUUGAUAAAUGUAGGCAUAUUAGUGUAAAGAUUAACACAACUGAGUAUUUGACUGAGAAUAAGUGGCAUUAUGUACAGACAGGCACAAAAAAAAAAAUAAAGUGGGUAUAAUAAAUAGCUGCAUAUAUAGAGAGCCUGUGAGACUAGCAGCAACAUGGCAAUUAUAAAAUAGCCUAUCCCCUCGCUAAGCAAUGGCACAUAGGUGUUGAUCUGUUCACAGGAGCCCCAUGAGAACCCCGGAACCACUGGCCUUCACAGGAACUUACACUCCAGCUUCACUGUCCCAGACAUUAACAAAGUCCGGGCCUUUUUCCAGGGUGGCCGCGGUUUAAGAAGUUGCUGCCGCAAUACCAUCUGUGGGUGUGGGCAUUAAGAGGGGCAUCCACCACAUUUGGUUCCCAGCCUGGGAAGGCGCUUCUGCCGCUCUGUGACUGGGGUAAAACUUAAUUCUGCCAGCCUGGCGUUCCGAGGGUGCCGCUCUCCAGCUUGUUGAUGGUGGAGAGGUCAGUGUGCCUUCACUCGCUGAUGCAACAUCUCUCAGAAUUGAUCAAACAGCCGGUCAUAUUUAGUGAAAUCAGAGACUAGUUGCAGGGUUGAGUCAGCUACAUGUUGUCGCACAGUCAUCUUGUAAAGGCCUAAGUGCCUCUGUGUACAGAUAUUUUCUGUUGCAGAUACAGGUGAAUGCAGCAGCUUCCGCAGUGGGGACCGGGAUAACCCCAACCGGUCCAAAGGAGGAGGUAAUGGGGCCAGCAAGAUGAAGUUUUGUAGAGCCUGUGUGAUUCCCCUGGGCAAAGGAGCAGGGCGGCGGCUGUCCACCCCGCUCACUGUCCAAGUAGGCCUCAGUCACAGUAGCUCUCCCUCUAAAGAACUCCAAAAUCACUAUUUUUUCGGGUCUUUACCCAGCUCCUGCAGUUGUUGUCAAAUAUAUCACAGUUAUCUAUCGCUGUAUGGUUACUAUUUUGGCUGUUAUCAGCAAAAUAGGCCUCCUUGUGCAAGAGCUCCUCUUGCAUGCAGCCUGCUAGCAUAGUGGCCAGGCCCUGCCCCCAGAGUGAUGUAAUUUAUAAUGGUUUAUGCUAAUUUAGAACAAUGUCUCAAGACUUCUCCAGUUGAAAAUUUUCAAAAAGGAUUCAAAACCUGUCUAACGGGAAGAUUGAGUUCUGACCCAUCUGAAUAGAUUCUAUGUAUUCUUUUGCCAAGGAAAAGUACUAAUGCAAGUCAUUUAUUUGCAUUUAUUUUGAUCCCAUUGUACAGCACUGCGCAUAUAUAAAUAAUAAAAUAAUAAUAAUGUAGGCCUGCUGUAUUGUAAUGUUUCCUAAUGUGUAUGUUGCAUGUAACAUUUUUAAUGUCCUUUUUAUAGAAAGCCACUGCUGUACCUGCCCGGAAGGCAGAAUAUUUUGAUGCUUCUGAGCCAGUCCAAAACAGGCUAUAUAAAUCCCUACGGGUCUGGUCCAUGUUGGCUGAUCUAGAGGAAAGUCUUGGCACCUUCAAGGUAUGUUUCCUGUUUAGUUCACUCAGUGGAGUUCACACUUCCUCUGAUCAUUGACCUGUAAUAACACUAAAACAGCACAGAAAUACAUAUUUGUCUUUUAAGAAACAAUGUUUGGUCCCAUUAUGCAUAAACUCAUGGUAUAGAUAUUAGUUGCUAAUGCCCUGUCAUUGUAAUUUUUCCCUUUAGUCCACUAAGGCUGUAUAUGAUCGGAUUAUUGACCUACGGAUAGCAACUCCACAGAUAAUCAUCAAUUAUGCCUUGUUCCUUGAGGAACAUAACUACUUUGAGGAAAGUUUCAAGGUAUGUGGACGUUUUACUAUAUUAAGCAGAACAACUGUGGAGCAACGGGAAUUCUGUUCUAGUAUAGGGGAUCAAGGGAUGUGCUUAAGUCGAUUAUCUGUUCUUUCCUUGUCCCAGGCCUAUGAACGUGGAAUUGCUCUGUUCCGGUGGCCCAACGUCUAUGACAUCUGGAGCACAUAUCUUUCCAAGUUUAUUGCUCGAUAUGGUGGAAAAAAGCUAGAAAGGGCUAGAGAUCUAUUUGAACAGGCACUGGAUGGAUGUCCACGCAAGUUUGCAAAAAGUAUGAGGCUGGCUUGAGAUCAGUGUGUUUUGAAGAAUCAGUUGGUCAGUAUGUAUUUAUUAACUGAACGUGCAGCAUAAAUAAAGCUUUUGUGUUUUUGGUAUUUUUUUCUUCCCCAUCAGAUAUUUUCCUCUUGUAUGCCAAGCUGGAAGAAGAACAUGGUUUAGCUCGGCAUGCUAUGGCCUUGUAUGAGCGAGCCACUCAGGCUGUUGAGCCUGUCGAGCAAUAUGAAAUGUUUAACAUAUACAUCAAGAGAGCAGCUGAAAUUUAUGGGGUCACGCACACACGAAGCAUCUAUGAGCGAGCUAUUGAGGUGAUUGACAAAAUCUUUCUUACACUGAAUUAAUGUACAUGUUUCAUCACUGAUUCAUGAAUGGCAGGAUUUAUGUAAAUGAAUCUGAGUGCUGGAGAUGGUUUUUGGACUGUGGGUCUCCAAGAUGUGCAUCCUGCCUAGAGGCACUAUAUGCAUUAAGAUAUUUGUAUUAUUUUUUUAUGGCUGCCAUGAUGUAAUUUUUUUAAGCAUUAUUCACUAAUUCACUAAACACUGUAUUUUGUAGAAAUGGACAUGGCAAUUCUUAUAUUUAUGAAAGCUAUAUUCCGGUCCAAAACUGACCGGACCUGUACCAAUCUGCCGGAUGCAUGUGGUGUCUGGUUCAAAAUCAGAGCUUUACAGAGUAUAGGAUCCAGAAUUUUUACAAAGCACUGAUUUUAAACUAAAUAGAGGUCUGUGGGGUGCACAUUCACAAAUUAUUGUUUAGGUUUGUACAAGUGAACGAUAAUCUGGAUUACUAUUUCUCUCGUAGCAUUCAGCUGGCAUAUAGAAAAGAAUUCUCAGCAGUGGAAGAGUUAACAAUGUGGGGACUGGUCAGCACUUGUGAGCCAGCUGCCACAUUAAGAGUGAAUGUGACAUACUCCUUUAAAGAGCAUGUGAACUUUAAAAACAAAGCCAUUUUAAGAUGCAAGAGUUUGGUUGUCAAGCAUUUUGCUCAUUGUUUGCAGUUAGAAAUAAAAAAUUUCAAGUAAUAUCAUACGAGGUGCACGUAAAGUCUCAUGUGUUAAUAAUGUAUGAAAAGGCAUAGGAGCAGAACAUUACACAAUUCUAGUGUAAUUUAGAUAAUGCAUUUAUAUUAUGCAAAAAUAAAAUAGGUAAAAAAUAAAGAUUGUUUUAAAGGGCUACUCCGAUCACAAUGACCACUUAAGUGGUCAUGGUGGUAGGAGCCUGGAUGUGCAAUGUUUUUUUAGUUUGUUUUUUUUUUUAAACACUGUACAUCCAGAGAUAUUGGCAAUUGUGCGCUGGGGACUAGUUGCACACCCAACACACGUAAUUUAAGCAGUAUGGAACUCUGUUCUGGGCUAAGAAAAAAAAUAAUAAAGAGAGGAGUCACUAUAACAGAGACUUCUCCAAAAGAACAGGACCCUAAAUAUUUAUGAAACGGUAUGUAUUAUGAUCCCCAUUAAAUAGGAUCUCACCAGAGCGUCGCUGGCUAUAUUAGCCCAAUAUGUUUAUUUCAUUUUUAAAAACCCUAUGAGAAUAUAUAGAACUAAUAACACUGAUUGACAUGGUUAUAUCCACUGGGAUAUAUACCUCACUGAAUUUAUGAUUGAUCCCUUGUAUGUGAAGAGCCUAGCAAAUAUGCUCUCCACAUUAAGGCUUUUAAUAAAGACUAUUCCCAAUAUAAACAUAACUCAAGUGUUUAGAAGGCCUUUUUCACUUUUAUGUUUAUCCUAAUAUAGAACUAAUUGGUUGCACUAUGCAAUCACUGGGUGAUUUAGCAUUUACUUGUAUCAUCAAUAUUAAUAUUAAGAGUAAGCAAAAGCACCUUUUAAGACAAAAAAAUUAACAUAUUGGGCUUAUAUUCCCGGGGUCAUAUCCUUUGCAAUGACAUAUUUUCUCUGUUCUGGGCUGCCUAAUGUCCAUUCUGUGCAUAAUUUACGUCUGUAGUCCGUGCACGCUGCAAACAGACUUAACUGCUUUUCCCUUGUAGGAAAAGCUAGCAUCCCUUCCUACGUGUCCACUCCACUGCUAUAUUUUUCUCCCCCAGCCCUCCUCCUUUAUUUUACUACCUUUCCCCCUUUAUUUUCAUGCUCAAAGCGCACUUUUAUUCUCCAAGCCUGUGAAAUCUCUGAGAAGCCUUUAAUUGUAUCUUGACACAACUCCUGUGAUGUCAUUCGGAGUGCACCGAGCAGCGUUGGUAGCAUUGCCCGGUACUGGAAUAAAAAUUUGUUUAAAACCACUCUUUGAGCAUUUUUGUAUGGGGGACAUAUAGAAUAAUGCCAAUAGUGCAUUAUUCUAUUCAGUACAAAAAAGUGUAAGAGAAACCUUUUUAAGUUCCUGCAUUUGUGAACUUCGUAAUGAGUAGGAAGUGACUGUGAAUCUUUCAUCUAAUCAGAACACUCAGUGGGGAACAAAGUAUAUUACUGGUAGCAAUUUUAUUUAGGAAAAAAUAACACUGCUUUGGCUGGCUACUAUCAGCUAACACAAGUAUGACAGAGCCUCUCAAACUGAGGAUUCGUGUAGCCUGUGGCCAUCCAUCCAAGUACAUAUGUUUUGUCAAGGGGCUGAAUAGUAUCCACCUGUGAUGUAUGUGACUGAAGGCUGUGCCUAUAAUUUCAGCAAUUGUUUGGGAUGUAAUUGGCCAAGAAGGAGUUUAGAGCUGUGAACAAUUCCUGAUUUAUUUGUAAGCUGAAAAUCCAGUAGUAUAAACUGUGUUCUAGUAUGGAAGUAAGCAAAUGGUAUAUCUGCAGAUGUAUGCAAAGCAUUAUGGCAGUUUUAGAUCUAUGGCAUCUGGAGGAUCUACCUUUUGCCCAGCCUUUGGUAAAAACAUUGGCUAUAGAUAGAGUAGGAAUUGGCCAUUAAUCGUAACAUGUAAAAUGGCAGGUUAUGCAUGUUGCUUGGUAGAAAAACGGAUAUAAGAUAUAUGAUGUGUGAGACAUGAUUUAAUAAGGAAAAUAUUUUUCUCUCCUUUCAGCUAUUACCUGAUGAACAGUCCAGGGAAAUGUGUCUACGUUUUGCAGACAUGGAGUGUAAGCUGGGAGAGAUUGAUCGAGCCCGAGCUGUCUAUUCGUAUUGCUCCCAGAUGUGUGACCCAAGGGUGAGGACCUUUUUAGUACCAUUCUUUUUAGUUUUACGUAAAAAUUCUUAUAACGCUCUUUCUCUGUUGCUGCUUUCCUAUCUGACAUCAUUUCAACACAGUGUCUCCAAACUAUAUUUUAUGAAGUCCUGAAUUAUGUGGAUAUGGAAUUUUUAUUGCCUGCCUGACACAAACUAGCCUCAGGGUUGCUACAGGACGUUUUUGGUUCACGGCUAGGGCAGAGAGCAUGUGGUCUGCACCUCCAAUGGAUGCAGACUACAGUAAUCGCUCACUUGUGGUCAAUAUUAAGCCAGAGCCCCAGUGAUGAAAGGAGUAAUUAUUGUGGUCUGUCUCUAUCGGAGGUGCAGAACACUUGCUCUCUCACUUGACUACAAGGGACCCAGGACUUCAGAACAUCAGGGAUUAUUGCUUCUCUAGCUGGAGAAUGCCAUGUGUGUAUGAUCAUGUUGUCCCAUCUUUUGCGAACAAACACAGCAAGAACACACUAAUAAUUUACACAUUACAAACAGCCAGCAUACACCAGGCACACAUAUUAUAUUACAACCAGCACACGCAAAACAUAUAUAUUUUUUUUUUUUUACUUAUUUUUGGGCCAUUUGUAUCACUGUUUAGAUUUACAAUUCUCAUUAGAUUAAAGAAUUAAGUUAUCAGAGAUUUACAACAUGGGUUAGACUGUGUCAGUGCUUGUGACCCCCAAAAGGGGGAAAUAGCCACUUUAUGGGGUAAGUUGCUUUUGCCUUAAUUAAUAUGACUAUCACUGUUUUGCCUGUCAUUAUUCCUGUAGCUAACAGCUGGAUUCUGGCAAACCUGGAGAGACUUUGAAGUGCGUCACGGAAAUGAAGACACACUUCGAGAGAUGUUGCGUGUGAAACGAAGUGUGCAGGCCAAGUACAACACUCAAGGAACGUUUCUUGUAUCGCAGAGGCUGAGAGUGGAAGGAGCAGCCAGUGAAGAGUCUAGAGGUACGUGUAGACUGCUUCCACUGACCACAAAACAAACUAUUUUGCUACAUAAUAAAAGUCCCAUUCAGAAGUAUUUGGAAGGCUCUGGACAAUUGCCUUUCAGGGUUAACCACUAACUUGAGAAUUCAAAGUUAAAAUCAAAUGUAAGGUCAUAACAGUCAUACUGGGGGGGCUUAAAUUCUCACUUUAGUAAAUAACACUGCAUCUAUACAGAUGGGGUAAAAAAAGAAACCCUCUACACACACAAGACACUUUUCUAAGCUAAGAAUAACACCUUUAUAGCAUCAGUUUUCUCUUCUGUUGUAUAGAAUAUUCAUCAUAAUGCUGAUUUAUGUAGUUUUGUCAAGUAACAGGCAGCGAGUAAUGAAUCUGCUGACAGCCAGAUAAUGUGUAUCUCUAUUUUUAACACGUGCAUUUUCCCCCCCACUUUUUGCUUUAGGAAAGUUUCAGCCAAACACUAGCUAGAGUCUAUUAAAUUGCUAAACCUUCUACAAAUAAGAUUGAUCUACAUAUUAAAAUAAAUUCAUACCACAGUCCAGUCUGCAGUAUACAUAGUUCUUAGCCAAUCUCUGUUUCUUUGACCACAGGUGACAUUACAAAGACUCCAUCAGGGCUUUGUUUUAGCAUCAGGGUUUAUGCUCUCUCAGCUCACGGUGGCAUGUAGCCAUUUAAAAAUAUCCUAUAGGUCUGUGUCAUAAAUUUUCUUUUUCAAACCCUACACCACCAGUUUUUGUAUUUGUGCUUUAUUUUACUACCCUAGAGGUAAUGGUGAUACUUCUCUGUAAGCCUUCCAAUAAUCACAUGAGUUAACCUAUAGUAUUUCAUGUCUACUCCAUCUCUCUUUUAUCAGAGCCUGCAGAUGAAAUGCAAGCAUUAGAACAAAGGGCAGCAGCUGUAGCGGCUGAGGCUGAGAAAGAUAAACCACAGAUCAAGGAGCGGAUCCUCUUUGUCCGGUAGGUGACAUGAUGGCGGUUAUCUAUAAAUUGUAUUGCGUUUACCUUCGUGUUCGACUUGAUUUAGUGCGAUUGCACCACUUUUAUGUAUAAAACCAGUUACUCCAUACUUUAGUCAUUUCAGCCCCUUUCCUAUGGUUUUGUUGUUUGUUUUUUAGUGAUAUUACUGUUGACUGAAAAUUUAUAUAUUUACACUUUUUAUAUAACCUGUUAAGUUGAAUGGCAUUCUCUAAUUCACCCCCACAGUGUUUAACUCUGCUACUCAUGAUGUGCAUCAUUUUAUUCGUAAACGAUCCUAUCAAUUCCUCCCUCCCCCCUGUGCUUGUAGACUCAUAAGAGGGCAUGCAUCUUCUCACUCCUUUUGUUCCCAAACCAUAGUUCUGAUGCAUCUCGUACUGAGCUGGCAGAGCUCACCCUUCAGACAAAUCCAGAUGAGAUCAAUAUCGGCGAUGAUGAGUCUGAAGAGGAGUUAGAACCGGAUGGUGAGUGAGAACAACUCUGCCUAUGUAUGCUAGGCUUAUUGUGUCUGCUGGCACUUUCAUUAAUGUAAACUAGGUAUAGAUCUUAAAUUGUCACAAACCAAACAAAUAGUUUGUGUAUACUUUGAAUUUCUCACCUUGAAAUGUUCUCUAUACGCAAAUAGAAACUUAGUGAAAAGUGUAAAGGUAGAUGCUAAACAGCUAAAUGGAGCCAAAGAUUAGAGGUUAAGGUAUCUGGCCCAGAUUUACAUAAAUUUUGUUGUUUGGAACAACAUUGACCAUACAUCCAGAGGGCCUUGCUUGUGCACCAGUGGUGAAGAAUGAAUAGCACAGAGUACCUAUUUAUUCUGUUUUAGAUAUUGUAAUGCUAAUAGUCUUUUCUUCCCACAGAGGUUCAGCUGGAGCAAAAAUCUGUUCCUUCAUCCGUCUUCGCUGGGAUAUCAGAAGACUGAGUUAUGAUGUCACUCGCUUGCAGAGUUAGAUGCGGUUAUUAAUAAAGACACACAGAGGCCAGAAUUCAUUCUCAUGGAUUCAUUUUAUAUACAAAUAAUUGCAAAAUCAUUUAAUAUAGAUAUUUAUAAUAAAUCUGUAUGUAUAUUAUAAAUACAAGGUGGGGGUGGUGGAAACACUUAUCAGCUGUGGAGUCCAGACUCGCUGAAAUGAUUCCAUCUACCCUUCACCCACUUACCAUUAUUCUGGAGCAGUAAUAUAAAUAGUGUAUGGGUACAGCAGAUGUCAGGGGUGUUGCCUUGCUACACAGUGGCAGCGCCAACACCUAUAUUUUCACAUUAACCUUUUAAGUGACAGAACAAAACACAUAACUUGUAUUUUUGCAUUACAAUACCCCUCCCAAAGAUUUAAGUAUCUCACAAAGGGAAAUCAUAUUUCCCCAAGGACACAUCACCCCUGCAUCUUGUAGCCAAACGCUGUACACAUUAGAACUGAGCAUUCCUGUCAUGACACAUCAGGGGGUGUGAACAUUUACUGGUAUCCAAGGAUUUAGCCCUGAUUGGUGUGCAUAUAUACUACAGAGGUUGGUAGACAUUUUAUGGAAUCUGAAAAAGGGUAGAGUGUAUGAUGUAAUAUUUUAGACAAAUUGUGCUCUACAGACUCAGUUACUGGAAGGGCAUGGCUGCUCCUUGUAGUAGCGUGCUGCGGCCAGUGAAAAACAAAGCUUUCUUACAACUGGGUAUAUUACAGAGGAGAGGGGAAAGUUCAAGUACAUGAACAGUUUCUCUUUAGGCAUCUUAAAAUUAUUUUCGGAAAACAAAAUCAAGCUUGUUAGUCACAAUACAUCUUUGUACAGAGCCACUCUCAUUUGUUUACUACGCAUUCCAUUGAGAAAUAAAUACAGGAAAAAUGUUUUCAAUGGUCAGGAAUGCCUAUUCAGAAUGUAAUUUUUCUUGGAUGUUGAAGCCUGAUAAUGUAAGGGUACUGUUCUUACUACAUUUUUCCCCCCCAAGGCAAACGCAAACCUCCCAUGCAGAAAUUUUGUACACUGUGCUAUGAUUUAUCUUUAGUGAGGUCACUGAAGCAGUUAUUUUAAAAUAAAGAUAUGUAUAAACCAUGUAAAAUUAAGAGCUGGUUAAGUACAAUUAUUACACCAUAAAUGGAAAACAUCUUCAGUCAACUUUAAAGUUGUUUUAAUAAACGCUCAACCUUAUUUUAAUAAACUAGGCAAAAAGAAAGUGUCAAAAUAGUAUGGGACAAGAAAAGGUGAAAGGAGAAUUUGAAUCUUAUUCCUUUCAAAUAAGUUAAUUUGGGAUUACUGCCGAAUUGUUAAAUUCAUUUAAAACUGGUUGCUAACCUUGGCAUUCCAUACACUUGUCAGUGGAAGUUAACAUCCAAAAAGUCAUGGCUAGCAACCAGCACAUUUGACCAAAAUUCAUACUGCGGUGUUAAAGAAGGAUUUAAAAUGGCAAGGGUUCUAGGUUUGAGCAUUUAUUGAUUUAGCAGGCCUAGAAAAAUCGUUAGCACAUUGUUUUUCAGAACCAUUUAUUGAGUAAGCUAAGUUUUAAAACAGUAUGACAAGUCUGGAAACUUUCCUUUUCCUCCCAAAUUAUGUUCCCAACUCUAUUUUGGCUUUCAGGUUUCUGCAAUUCACACCUGAGUUUGUAUGGGAGGGUCCUAUAAGUUCCUGCAACACAUUAAAAGGGACACUAUAGUCACCAGAACUACUUCAACUUAAUGUAGUUGUUCUGGUGAUCAUAGUCAAUCCCUGCAGGCAUUUUCAUGUAAACACCGUCUUUUCAGAGAAAAGGCAGCGUUUACAUUGCUGCCUAGGAAUACUUCCACUCAGACGACCUGCGUGGCGCCAUAAUAAAGGUGAGUUUUGCUGUAUUUAAGGGGGGCCAGAAACCUAAACAGUGUUUAACAAUAUAGGGUCGGGAAUAAACGUUUGUGUUACGGACCCUAUAGUGUUCCUUUAAUAUCAUACCUUUUAGGACUCAUUGUUAUUAAACAAACUCAACAUAGUUCUGGACAUCAAAUGCCACAAGAAAGGGGGGGGAAUAAAUGCAGUUUGGAAUUAGUUUACACACAGUGCAACCAUGUAUUCCUAAUAGUUUUAAACAAGAUAUUCAAAAUGUAGCAAAUCUCAGUGUAAUGUAACAGGUUACAGAGAAAACAAAAUGGAAUUACUAUUCCAUAGUACCACUGCUGGUUAAAUGGUUCCCAAGUCAGUGUAAGCAAAGUCAUUUAGCAUGUGAGAGACAUUUCAUGUGCACCAGGCACGUUUAAAUUAUCAGUGUCAUAGAUAGAAAGAUAGCUUGUCUAUCUUGCCCGUUCUCUAGCUAGAGUGUCAAAUAGUAGCUCUUCCUAUAUAGUUUCGGGAUCUUUGAGAAAAUAAUGGGUAUUGUCUGAUAUACAGUUGGGUCAUCUUGCAUUAAAAACAAAAAAACUGCUUCUUGAAGACAUGGUGUAGCAUUUCUAAUGCUCAGGACAAAUUAUGAGCCACUGUCCUGAAUGGAGGAGAUCUUAUGAUUAUCAAUGAUAAAUGCCCAGGAGUUCAGUGUAGAUUAAACUUUGCUGGUCCUUUAUCAAUAAUCCCCUUUACCUGUCUUGUAUAACUCACUCUUAUAAGGUAGACUAGAGGCACCAAUACAACUGAAUGCACUUGAGGCUUUGGCUUCAUUAAUUUAUUUAUUUUUGCAUUCUCAAGUCUUUAUAGCUUUUUCAUUAAAAAUGUUUUGCAGAUUGCUGCACCAUAAGCCUGCCUCUUCACUCUAGAGUAAGACUUCCUUAUUAAGUGUAUUCACACAGCCCAGCCACUGACAGUACGGAGUGAUCUGAGUUACAAAGUACCCUGUAUUAUAAAGAGUACACCCUGGGAUACAUAGAGAAACUAUAAAACAGGUAGUGAUAGCUUUACUAUGUUUGCAGCCCAGCUGCGAAUUAAAAGCAGUCCACUCAAUGCUGUUGGGGCUGAGACAGUAUGCAUACAUUUGGUAAGGAAAUCUUUUAGACAUUAGGGGGGUGUGGUUACUAAGGCAGGGUUAUAGUGCAGAAUUCUGCAAUACAUUUACUUUGAUUGCAAAAAAAAAAAACCAGCAUAUUAAUGAAGCCAAAAUCUACUAAAUGCAUUAAAUUUGUAUUUGUGCCUAGAGUAUCCUGUUAAGCAAAUGUGGAGAAGAAUACUUUACACAAAACCUUCUCACGAUAUACAGCGUACUCUGCUGCUUCUUGCAUGCACUUUUCCAGUCUGUUCUAGGGUGCUACAUGAAUAGAUCGUCAACACUAAACUCCGUUCUCAACUUUAUAUUACCCUACAGCUUAAAAAAACCCAAAUACACCCACUGUGAUUAUCACUAAUUCUGAAGCAUUUGAUAUCAAGAAAAAACGAUUUUUGUAGAACACUAGCUUUCACACUACCAAUGAAGCCACACAGUAGAUGCAAACCUUAUUUACAUCCAUAUUGCAUCAACACUAUAGCCACAGUUAUCCUUAUUUGUACCAAAUUAAACAUGUAACUGGAAAGAAAGAGAAGAGCAGAUUGAGAGUGGCAAAUACAUGGCAUGAGUGUAGGAAAUGUCUUUGAUUCUACUUUCUUAAAACUAUCUUGCUCCUUGAUCACUAAUGGCAAGAAUCCAGGUGCCUUUGGGCUUCUACCCCCAAAAUGCUUACAGAGAAAUAUGGGAGACCCAGCCUCACAAUAGGUGCAGGGUUAGAGACCUGCCUACUGUCCUGGCGUAUGUAGCAUCCACAUAUAAAAUAGCCCUCUAAGCCAAUCUUGUGGCCUUUGCGAUUUACAAAAGCAAGGUACCAAACAUUCCUUAUUUCAAAAGGAAGCAGAAUGAGUAGGAAAAGCAAAACCUAGUUCAGCCACCUUUGGAAGCAUUAUUUACUCUUUGUCUAAACAAGGAUGGGACCAGCACUGAGCACAUGUUGCAACUUACAAAAAAAUAAAUAAAAAAAAAUGUAAUAAUGCUUUACAAUGAAGAGGGUGGGAAUAACCAGCAGUGGCUUCCCUAUUCGUCUUCUGUUGUGACUGAAGCACUACCAAAAAUGACUUUUAAAGCAUGUCUAGGGGAAUGUACAGGGUACUUUGUUGAAAUCCGGCACAGGGCAGUUUAUGGAUGGUGAUCUGUGCAGAAUGAGCAUAGUGCGGCAAUGGAUCACACAUACACAGGUUACCAAAAGGCAGUGUGCAGAGUAAAGUUGGGGAAAUACUUUUCAUUUAUGCCAUAAACCUGUAUGGCCUUUAACAGAUAUGUUGACUACUUGUGAGGGGGUAGGGGGAGUCAAUAGGAUCAGAACACAAGAUAAAUGUGAGCAAUGCAAACAGAAAAGCAUGGCAGCAUGAUCGAAAACAGAAAUUAUAGAAGGCACCUUUUAUCAAACAUUGCCAAGAAGUGCUGUAAAUAGCUAAAAAGGUGUGAGCAAGUGGUGUGAAGUUAAGGCACCAGCUUUGCCUUAAAAUUAAAAGGGCAGUGGUUACUAUAUUGGCACACAUGAAGGGCAGUGGGUUAUAAAACAAGAAUAGCCAAUUCUCCCCAAGCACAAAAAAAAAAAAAAAGUGGCACCAUCUUAGUAUAAGUCAUGGGUACAGUUUAACACACAUUACUCAGGACCAAUCAAAAAGGUAAUAAGAGUUGUGUGUGAGUCACAAAAACAGCAAAAUGGUAAAAGGCUAGGCUGUUGAGUAGGCACCAGCUUGGUUCAUGCUUUGAUGAAACCAAGGCCACGUGAUUAAAUAGAAAUUCAUUUGAUCUCAGCUGCAGUGAUAAAAUGUUAAUAGGAUUGCACUGGAAGCAAAAAAAAAAAAAGCGCCACCCAUCUGACCAAAAAGACAAAAAAUGGACAGCACAUGGGCUAAGACAGAACAGAAGAUAGCUAAAUGACUUCCAACUGAAACCUGGUCGCAUCUUGGACCACAUAAUUCAGGCAUCUGUCCGUACACAAUAAGAAGGAAUAUUUAUUUGGGGGUGCCAGCUUUCUUCGGAGUAGUAGGCCUUUUGCUCUGCCAGAAAUGACCCUGAAUGGUGAAGGCAUCAACACUCAUAGACAUGGUCUUGCUGGGUAUCUGGGUAAAUCUCUUUCGGUCUGAGCUGUACUUGUAGAUCUCUUCAACCAUGGCUAGACUAAUAGUACGAGGGCCAUAGCCUGCCAGCCUGGUCAGUUCUUCCGUCUCAGGCAUGAAGGUGUAAACUGCUCUGAACUGACAACUACUGUCACGGAACAAAAUCAAGAAGUGGUUGGAUGCACUCUUCUCAAUGUCCUGCGGAGGUAAAGAAGGUACAAGUCAUAACUUA
Messenger RNA from Pelobates cultripes (western spadefoot toad), 33658 nucleotides. The record is from the annotation of a GenBank genome assembly. NCBI's taxonomy places the organism in Eukaryota, Metazoa, Chordata, Amphibia, Anura, Pelobatidae.